CCAUGCAGAGGAAGGGUUAAAAAGCAAUGUGAUUAUCCCUGUCUUGUGAUCUAAACCUGUGCCAUGAAAGAGGGCCUUGUAUGUGCAGUGAGCCACUUUUGGACGGGAAAAAGCUGCAAGCAAACAAGCUGACAAAACAUUUUGGGCUGGAUAUUGACUUUUCAUCACCAUGAAUCUUAAAGUCUUUGGUAGAAAGGAGACACAUGCUGAGGAGCUUUAGCUAGGGGUUGUCAUGGAAGCAGGCACGCUCCUACCUGCCCAGGUUCCUGCUCCGGGCCAGCCAGGGCGACCCCCCCAGGUUCUGGGCCUGAAGAGGCUCUCCUUUGCCUACCAGAGCAUGUUGGAGAUCCCCUAUGACAUCAUCUUAGCCCAGCGUGAUACCUUGGAAGUACUGGACCUCAGUUACAACCUCUUGGAGGAGAACCCUGCCCUGUUGGGAGAGAUGGACAGGUUGAGCACUCUUAUUCUGGACUGCAACAACUACUCGUCCCAUGUCAAAUUCCCUUACAUGCCCAGAAUCACCACUGUGUGGAUCAACAAGAACAAGAUUAGCAAUCUGCCCAUCUUUGUGGAAGAAAUACGAUGCAAAUUCCCUAACAUCAAGAUUCUCAGUAUGAUGAACAACGAGGCAGCGCCUAGCUACUUCAAUGGAGGGAGCUUUACCCAGUACUUAGACUAUAGACAGUAUGUGAUCAGCCAGGUUCCUGGCCUGGAGAUUCUGGACGAUACGGAGGUUCUGGAGAAGGAGAGAGUCCAGGCUAAGAAAACCUACAAGAUGCAGAGAACCAGAGAAGGAAGUAAAAAAAGGAGGUCCGAGCUUCAGCAGUGAAUCCUGCAAAUCUGCCUGAACUGAACUUGUGCCCUGAUCUUAAAAAGAAGAGGAUAAGAUGCAUAGAGAUACCCGAGACAUUAUUAUAAUGCCCUAACUUGUGAACUAAUAUACACAUGCAACAGAAACACAAAUUGUAUACAAC
Molecule: messenger RNA, 974 nt
Organism: Hypomesus transpacificus
Lineage: Eukaryota; Metazoa; Chordata; Actinopteri; Osmeriformes; Osmeridae
Product: leucine-rich melanocyte differentiation-associated protein
Exons: 5
Coding region: 233-829 (198 amino acids)
Source: RefSeq, a predicted model, not a curated record